Messenger RNA from Equus caballus (horse), 1454 nucleotides. RefSeq names its product galactoside alpha-(1,2)-fucosyltransferase 2. Gene Ontology annotation, biological process: carbohydrate metabolic process. The record is from RefSeq and is a predicted model, not a curated record. Gene Ontology annotation, cellular component: membrane. Lineage: Eukaryota; Metazoa; Chordata; Mammalia; Perissodactyla; Equidae. Gene Ontology annotation, molecular function: galactoside 2-alpha-L-fucosyltransferase activity.
GUGAAGAGUCAAGCCGCAGAGAGCUGCUUGCAGAGCCACCUUGUCGCGCACUCCCCGGUUCCUACAGCCAGAACCAGGUAGCAGCCAUGCUCAGCACUCAGGCACCUUUCUUCUUCCCCAUGGGCCACUUCAUCCUCUUCGUCUUCGUGGCUUCCACCAUAUUUCACAUUCAGCAGCGGCUAGCAAAGAUUCAACGCACAGGGGAGUUGGUGCCGGCGAUGAGGCCAGCGCUGGAGACGAUGGAGAGAACCACCACCAACCAGCCACCAGUCCCAAGGGGUAUGUGGACGAUCAAUGCAGUAGGCCGCUUGGGGAACCAGAUGGGUGAGUAUGCCACCCUGUACGCGCUCGCCAAGAUGAACGGCCGGCCGGCCUACAUCCCGGCCCGGAUGCACGACGCCCUGGCCCCCAUCUUCAGGAUCACCCUCCCCGUCCUGCAUGGCGACACGGCCAGCAGGAUCCCAUGGCGGAACUACCACCUGAACGACUGGAUGGAGGAGCGGUACCGCCACAUUCCUGGGGACUACGUGCGCUUCAUCGGCACCCCCUGCUCCUGGACCGUCUACCACCACCUCCACGAGGAGAUCCUCCAGGAGUUCACGCUGCACGACCACGUGCGGGAGGAGGCCCAGAAAUUUCUGCGGGGUCUGCAGGUGAAUGGCAGCCGGCCGAGCACCUUCGUGGGGGUCCACGUUCGCCGGGGGGACUACGUGCGCAUCAUGCCGCAGGUGUGGAAGGGUGUGGUGGCCGAUCGGCGAUACCUGGAGAAGGCCCUGGACUGGUUCCGGGCUCGCUACAGCUCUGUCGUCUUCGUCGUCACCAGCAACGGCAUGGCCUGGUGUCGGGAAAACAUCGAUGCCUCCCGUGGCGAUGUGGUGUUUGCUGGUGAUGGCAAAGAGGGCUCGCCCGCCAAGGACUUCGCGCUGCUCACGCAGUGUAACCACACCGUCAUGACCAUUGGGACCUUCGGGAUCUGGGCCGCCUACCUGGCGGGUGGAGAGACCAUCUACCUGGCCAAUUACACCCUCCCGGACUCUCCCUUCCUCAAAGUCUUUAAACCAGAGGCGGCCUUCCUGCCCGAGUGGAUUGGGAUCCCAGCAGACCUGUCGCCGCUACUCAAGCACUGAUGUUAGCCCAUCUUUGGCGCCUCCUUCUCCUUUCCCGGCUCCCCCAAGAUCAGUUCCAAGGCCUGAGGAGCACAUGGUUAUAUGUACCAGGACCCUUCCCUGUUGCAUCAGAAUGCUUUGGGCUGCAAGUAACUGAAGACCCAACUCACUGGUUUAAAUAAUAUAUUCAUGUGUCUUGCACAAGACCAGAGAUGGCACAACUCCAGGGAAAUUAAUUCAGCAGCUCAACAAUGUCAUCAGUGACUCCAGUUCCAUCCAUUUUGUUUUUUAAAGAUUUUAUUUUUUUUCACUUUUUCUCCUCAAAGCUCCCCAGUACAUAGUUGUAUA